Messenger RNA from Candidozyma auris, 1554 nucleotides. It is a transcript of the gene CDC55, whose product is annotated as protein phosphatase 2A regulatory subunit CDC55. Bases 1 to 1554 code for a protein of 517 amino acids. Gene Ontology annotation, cellular component: protein phosphatase type 2A complex; cytosol. The record is from RefSeq and is a predicted model, not a curated record. The transcript has a single exon. Gene Ontology annotation, molecular function: protein binding; protein phosphatase regulator activity. NCBI's taxonomy places the organism in Eukaryota, Fungi, Ascomycota, Pichiomycetes, Serinales, Metschnikowiaceae. Gene Ontology annotation, biological process: peptidyl-serine dephosphorylation.
AUGGACCACAAUUGGAAAUUCUCCCAGUGUUUCGGGGAUAAGGGCGAUAUUGAGAACAUCACCGAGGCAGAUAUCAUCUCCACAGUCGAGUUCGACAGCACGGGCACGUUUUUGGCGACAGGCGACAAAGGCGGCCGGGUGGUGUUAUUCGAACGUAACGGAAACAAAAAGAACCUGUGUGAGUAUAAAUUCUUCACAGAGUUUCAGAGUCAUGAUGCUGAGUUUGAUUACCUUAAAUCGUUGGAAGUGGAGGAGAAGAUUAAUAAGAUUCAGUGGUUGCGGUCGCUGAACAACCUGUUGUAUCUCUUGUCGACAAACGACAAGACAAUCAAGUUGUGGAAGAUCAUGGAGAGACAGGUGAGAUUGGUAAGUGAAAACAACCUCAAUGGAAUGGACCACUUGCCGUCGGGCAAAAUCAAUGUGGCCGAUUUGAAGUUGCCGAGAAUGACGUUCCACGACAAGUUGAUCCUGGCCCAGCCAAAGAAAAUAUACUCUAACGCUCACGCAUACCAUAUCAACUCUAUCUCGGUCAACUCAGACCAGGAAACUUAUCUAUCGCUGGACGACUUGCGCAUCAACUUGUGGAACUUGGACAUCUCCGACCAGUCUUUUAAUAUUGUCGACAUCAAGCCUACAAAUAUGGAAGAGCUCACCGAGGUGAUCACCUCGGCUGAGUUCCACCCUCAGCAUUGUAACUUGUUCAUGUAUUCCCUGUCCAAGGGCACGAUCAAAUUGCUGGAUAUGAGAUGCAAUUCCUUGUGUGAUAGCCACGCCAAAAUCUUCGAAGAGUACUUGGAUCCUGCUUCCCAUAAUUUUUUCACUGAAAUUACAUCGUCUAUACUGGACGUGAAGUUCUCCCACGACGGCCGUUACAUAGUUUCAAGAGACUACAUGACAGUGAAGCUCUGGGAUUUGGCCAUGGAAAGGAAACCCGUGGCUACGAUCAAUGUUCACGAGCACUUGAGGGAUCGUUUAUGUGAUACCUACGAAAAUGACGCCAUUUUUGAUAAGUUUGAGGUGCAAUUUGGUGGUGACAAUCGCUCUGUUAUGACAGGCUCGUAUAACAACAAUUUCAUGAUUUAUCCUAAUGCUGUGGGCUCCUCCAGUCAAACACUCAGCUCAAGUGGUCCAGCUUUGGACAUGUCCCUGUUCUCACUCAAGAGAGGUGGGCAGAAGAAUAGCGAUGACGAAGACAACAAGAACGGCCCACGACAUCAUGAUGAUGAACAUGACGAUGAUGAUGAUGACGACUCGGAACAAGAGGAUAAGCUUUUCGCGCCACCGGGAGAGGGAUUUCCUCAAUCGCCAAAGAAAGGUGAGGAUGAGCAAGAGGAAAUCAUUUUACAAGCGGAUAAGUCAGCGUUCAAGUCAAAAAAACUCGGCCAUGGCGAGGGCACCACGCGCCGUCGGAUGAUGAGUGGUGUCGGUAGUGGAGGAGUUGACAACGACUACAUUGACUUCAAGAAGAGCAUUCUACACUUGUCGUGGCAUCCACAGGAAAACCUGGUUGCCAUUGCAGCCACUAAUAAUCUCUACAUCUUCUCGACGUUAUGA